Dibothriocephalus latus is the source of this 563-nucleotide messenger RNA. The record is from the annotation of a GenBank genome assembly. NCBI's taxonomy places the organism in Eukaryota, Metazoa, Platyhelminthes, Cestoda, Diphyllobothriidea, Diphyllobothriidae.
AGGAUCAUGUACUGCUGCCUCUCGGACGUUUGGCCCAUUUUCUACAGAGUCCUAGCUUCCAGAGCACUGCAUCCGCCCAGCGAGGUGUGUCUAAGCUAUCGGCGACGAAUGCUCCCCUAACGGUUGACGAGUCAAGUGGUCUUAUGGCGCAACUUCAGCUUGACACGCGGGAGCUUAAGCAGGAACAGGAGGAGGUAUCUGGUCCUGUCCGCCCGGAAACCGGUUUAGAACUGUGGCUGACUGUGCAUUCCACCGUUUCCGGUUCAGCUGCGGCAGCCGCGACUGCAACAGGGCCGACGUCCAUAAACAUUUCGAGUCAUGUUGUGUCAAAUGGAGUUCUCAAGGAUUCUGCGGGACCGGCCUCUCCUCCAAUCCGUUUACUGCCAAACCUACUGUUAAUUUCGGCCGGCUCACUGGAGGCCGCUAUCGAGAUCUUUGGACUGCCACUCUCUAGACGUCUAGGCCUGGUAUGCUUGCAUUUGCGCCCCCUUAUUCAAUGGUCAUAUUUCUGCAUAAAAUGCGCUCAGGAAACUAGUGACCAGAAGACGUUGCUUCAAAUAUAA